Molecule: messenger RNA, 720 nt
Organism: Ylistrum balloti
Lineage: Eukaryota; Metazoa; Mollusca; Bivalvia; Pectinida; Pectinidae
Product: ribosome-binding protein 1-like
Exons: 1
Coding region: 1-720 (239 amino acids)
Source: RefSeq, a predicted model, not a curated record
AUGUAUCCUGUCAGAGGGAAAGGCAUCCAGUCAGAGGGAAAGGUAUCCAAUCAGAGGGAAAGGUAUCCAAUCAGAAGGAAAGAUAUCCAAUCAGAAGGAAAGGUAUCUAGUCAGAGGGAAAUGUAUCCAGUCAGAGGGAAAGGUAUCCAGUCGGAGGGAAAGGUAUCCAAUCAGAGGGAAAGGUAUCCAAUCAGAGGGAAAGGUAUCCAAUCAGAGGGAAAGGUAUCCAAUCAGAAGGAAAGGUAUCCAGUCAGAGGGAAAGGUACCCAAUCAGAGGGAAAGGUAUCCAAUCAAUGGGUAAGGUAUCCUGUCAGAGGGAAAGGUAUCCAAUCAGAGGGAAAGGUAUCCAGUCAGAGGGAAAUGUAUCCAGUCAGAGGGAAAUGUAUCCAAUCAGAGGGAAAUGUAUCCAAUCAGAGGGAAAUGUAUCCUGUCAGAGGGAAAGGCAUCCAGUCAGAGGGAAAGGUAUCCAAUCAGAGGGAAAGGUAUCCAAUCAGAAGGAAAGAUAUCCAAUCAGAAGGAAAGGUAUCCAGUCAGAGGGAAAUGUAUCCAGUCAGAGGGAAAGGUAUCCAGUCAGAGGGAAAGGUAUCCAAUCAGAGGGAAAGGUAUCCAAUCAGAGGGAAAGGUAUCCAAUCAGAAGGAAAGGUAUCCAAUCAGAGGGAAAUGUAUCCAAUUAGAGGGAAAGGUAUCCAAUCAGAAGGAAAGGUACCCAAUCAGAAGUAA